AUGUGUCCUGCGCCGACAAAACAGAAGUACGCCUUUGGCGUACAGGAGAUGGUGAUUCCUUCGCGACAGGUGUACUCUGUUCCGCGUCUCGAGCGUCCUUCAGGAGCUCUUCGCUGCUUACUCGAAUUGAGACACGUCGUCUACAUCUCCCACGUCUUGACCCUGGCGGAUGCUCGCGAGGAUGGCGGGGAGUCUCUGUCCGUGAUCUCCUCGUCUUCCUCGAAAGACGGAGACGGGGACGUAAAAUGUCUUGGUAAGCUAGAAGCCAUUUUAGAGUACGUACAUUUCACAGAGGAUGGAGACAACGUGGGUGGAGGCCUUCGCGACAAGGACGACGUGUGA
Penicillium chermesinum is the source of this 342-nucleotide messenger RNA. RefSeq lists its product as uncharacterized. The transcript is spliced from 2 exons. The coding region runs from base 1 to 342 and encodes 113 amino acids. NCBI's taxonomy places the organism in Eukaryota, Fungi, Ascomycota, Eurotiomycetes, Eurotiales, Aspergillaceae. The record is from RefSeq and is a predicted model, not a curated record.